Molecule: messenger RNA, 1557 nt
Organism: Triplophysa dalaica
Lineage: Eukaryota; Metazoa; Chordata; Actinopteri; Cypriniformes; Nemacheilidae
Product: olfactomedin-like
Exons: 5
Coding region: 86-1432 (448 amino acids)
Biological process (GO): signal transduction
Source: RefSeq, a predicted model, not a curated record
AUACUCUAUCUAACAUUGCAACAUCUUUGUGGUUUUCAUGCACGUUUAAAGAACGUCUUUUAGUUUCUCGGUUCAUUUGGUUAUCAUGUUCCUGUACCUGCUGCUCCUCACAGUCACCGGAACUGGUCAGUCUCAGAAAGUUCCAGGUCAACUGAAAAAUGAUUCCUGCAUGUGUAAAAUAAACAGCUCUAUCUGGACAUUCCCAGCUGCACGCUUCAUAGAAGUCACAGCACAGGUUCAGACCUGUGAAAACAACCUGGAUGAGUUUCACUAUAAGGUCUCGACACAAAAUGUAGAACUGCCGAAGGUAAAAGCCAAUCUUAAAAAUCUCACAGCCCGUCUCAAGCGAUUUGAGUACCUUCAAACAAGUGGACUGUACAACGCACUUCACCUGCGACAGCUGAACAAAGAACUACAAAUGAUCCAGCAUGCCAUCAGUGAAACACACAUAAACAACUCCAAAGAAGCACAACAUUUUUUAGAUGAGGUGAGUCAAGCAAAGAGCGACGUCGAAAAGAUGUACAAAGACGACACCUUCAAUCUAGAGACAAUGAAGAAGAGGUUACGCAAUCUUAACAAUCGUGUGCAGAUCAGUCGAACCGUACCAAAUGAUUUUAGAAGCUCUUGUCAUCACCGUAUCAUGACCAACAUAAGUUCUCCAAUUGUCACCAAGCUCAAUUCCUUCAGUAAAUCGUAUAUUUCUGGUGCUUGGGGGCAAGAUGCCAGUUUUACCAGCAACCAGCUCUACUGGGAGCAUUGUCUAGUCAGUGGAAACAAGCAUGGCAGCACAAUUCGAAUUUACAAAUUGUAUGAGGAUUUCAUGGGCAACAAAAACUACAAAGACGAACCUAUUGCACCAUCUUACAGUGACAAAAACACGGUCCAGGGCUCUGGCACUAUACUGUACGACAACACUGUGUUUUACCAAUGCUACAGCAAAGCUGAGAUUUGUAGCUUCAAUAUUACAACAAAGACGACCAAGCGUAUUAAUCUCGAUGGUGCCGGCAUCGACAACAAGUUUCCGUUCUGCUACUACAGCUGUCGUGAUUGGACAGACAUCGAUCUGGAAGCGGAUCAAGACGCUGUGUGGGUGAUAUACGCCACAGAGGAGAACCACGGCAACAUCGUGUUGAGUCGCCUGGACCCGGUGGAGCUCAACAUCACACAUACCUGGAAGACACAUCUGUUUAAGAGGUCUGUCACGAGCACUUUUAUGGUGUGCGGGGUCUUGUAUGCCACACGCUAUGUUAAUACUUACCAAGAGGAGGUAUUUUAUGCCUUUGACACAGUCACUGGUCAGGAGAUCAACACUCUUUCUGUGCCUUUUGAGAAAGUCGCAGCUGGAAUAGCCAACCUGAACUACAACCCUGUUGACCGUAAACUUUACAUGUAUAAUGAUGCCUAUCUGUUAGCAUAUGACACAUUUUUCUGAGAGCGUUUAUACACAGAUGCUCAAUAAAAAAUGCUUGUGUGUGAUAAAGUGUGUUGUUUCCAAUUUAACCCAGUUUAUUUUUGGAAAGAUUUAUUAUUGUCAGACAAAUAAAAGAGUGGCUUUCA